Molecule: messenger RNA, 2938 nt
Organism: Apodemus sylvaticus (European woodmouse)
Lineage: Eukaryota; Metazoa; Chordata; Mammalia; Rodentia; Muridae
Gene: Emp1
Product: epithelial membrane protein 1
Exons: 5
Coding region: 392-874 (160 amino acids)
Cellular component (GO): plasma membrane
Source: RefSeq, a predicted model, not a curated record
GAAGCAGUGUCACUCCUUUUUCCACUGUGGUCUGUGUCUGAGUCAGAGGGAGCUACAACAGGCUUCUUUGAAUCGAUGGCUCACUCCCAGCCACAUCUGACCGGCUGCCAACAUAGCAGGGCGUAGCUCACCAACUUUUUUUUUUUUUUUAAAUCCAGACUGAUUCAUAGAAACUCCUUUAAAACACGGGGAAAAGAAACCGCCCAUCACACACCCCAGCACACCAGCCCAGGAAACUUAUAACCUCGGGAGUCAGGUCCCUCCCCUCACUGCUUGCAAACCUCCUGAGGAGAGGACCAGACCAGCAGCCAGUUCCAGCAGCACUCAGGGCCCCUGCCUCUGUCACUGGAUACUCCAGAAUUCUCUACUCGGGAGUCAUUAAAAAGCCAAGAUGUUGGUGCUACUGGCUGGUCUCUUCGUGGUGCACAUCGCCACCGCCAUUAUGCUGUUUGUCUCCACCAUUGCCAACGUCUGGAUGGUUGCAGAUUAUGGAGAUUUUUCCGUAGGGCUUUGGAAGAACUGCACCAAUGGCAACUGUGAUGGCUCUCUGAACUAUGGCGAUGAAGGCGCUAUCAAGGCGGUGCAAGCUUUCAUGAUCCUCUCCAUCAUCUUCUCUGUGAUCUCCCUUGUGGUCUUCGUGUUCCAGCUCUUCACCAUGGAGAAGGGAAACCGGUUCUUCUUCUCAGGGUCCUCCAUGCUGGUGUGCUGGCUGUGCAUCCUGGUUGGAGUGUCUAUCUACACUAAUCAUUACGCCCACAGCGAAGUGAACUUUCCCUUGAGCAGCCACCAAGGCUAUUGUUUCAUCCUGACCUGGAUUUGCUUCUGCUUCAGCUUCAUCAUCGGCAUACUCUACAUGGUCCUGAGGAAGAAAUAAACUGAAUAAAGCUCAUGGGCAUCUGGGGGUGGGGGUGGGGCAGGGAGGAGGAAGCAACUUAAUCUGGGAGGGAAGCAGACGUCAUGUGUAGGAAUAACCAAGAGGGGGAGGGGGAGGGGAGGGGGGGGAAGGAAGACUGGGAGAGGCCCAAACCCUAACCAUAUCUAGGGAUGGGAUUCUCUACUGCCAAGCGUCCAUCCUUGGAAGAAAGUUGUUGGCUACUACGCUAAUGCUUCCUUGAGGCCGCCAGAGAGUCCUCCUCUAGCCACCAACUGUGACCCCAUCUAUCCUCAAUUACAUAAGCUUGGGGCCUCGCCCGCUGCCGUAUCACUGGCACCACUCUUGAGGUUGACUACUGGGUCACACCCUGAGGUCUUCCACAUCCAUAUCAACAAGUUCUGAUGGUGGUCCACGUCCUAGCAAGAGCAGAUAAUGCCUCUAUGCUGAGGCCAAGCCUGGGAGCCACCUUGUCCUUGUGACCUAAAACCAAACCUCAAAUCCAGAUCCCAAGUGCCUGUAGUGGGAGCUUUGGCCAGGAAGCCAAGGUCCAUAUUUGGUGGCCUUUCCAACAAAAGUGUAAACGAGAGAUGGUUUAUAAGGUCAGGCUGAUGGAAUUGGUUUAGCCAAGAAAUAGAAGUUUUUGCCCCAGAGGAUGUGGGAGACAGGUGGGGAUAGGCAGUGCAGCUCAGUCACAGAGGCCUCCUGCUGUGGACUCUGCUAGACCCUCACUUAAAGCCAAGGCAGCUUUUCUGGAGUUUUUCUAGAUUCUCUAGAGCCAAAGAUGAAUAUGCCUCACAAAACGUAGGGUCAAAGCGCAUGCCCACCACAGUGCUCUAGGAAGGUUGUGGGUUUUUAGGAUUCCCCCCAAUGCACCCACUGUAUCUUGUAUAUUUAACAGGAGAGAGAUGCAUGUGUCCCUUUUGUCAUACAAUACUGUUAAGCUUCCUCUGAACUAGGAGUAUUUGAGGAAGUCCAAUGAUGACCAGCAUAACUCUGGGGACCAGACAUAACAUCUAAGUUCAGUGGUCACUGUAGCUUUGACCUGGGCGGAAGUGCUCUCCUCUCAACAGCUUUCAACACACUAUUUUCCAGCUAAAGAUGGCAAUUCUGUAAGACAAUUAAAAUAUAUACCAACUUAAACUAAAGGACAAGUUCUGGGGGUGCAGGUGAAGGUGCUAUCUGGUUACAGAGUACUAAGCAUACCAUAUCUCAUUUAUGUUAGGACAAGAGUCCCUGCUCUCAGGGAAAAAAAUGUAAUAUUGUGAGAGGAAUCAAGUCCUGGUGAUGGGCAGACAGCUUCUUUUUUAAAACAGGAGAAACUCUUAGGGUAUGCAGACAGAUGGUAUCUAAGUUGUUGGGGCUGCAGGGGUAUUGCUGUAUAAGACUUAAGAGGUAGUAUGAUAUCUUAAAGGGCUUUCUUUUUAGAAAUAGUUCGUUGCCCUUAGAAGAUCACCCCAGAAAGAGUCUGAGAUAUCUUUUCUACAUUUCUUUUCCUGGGAAUAUUCUUAUCCAUUUCUUAUAUACAUUUCUUUUGGGAGGGAGUUUUUAUGCUAUAGUUGCUGGUAUUUAUGUAAAGGGACCAUUACUAAGUAUAUUUCUUUAGUAUAUUAUGUUUAAGGGAAUGUGCAAGGUAGGUUACUAAAUUGCUGGGCUGAUGUUAGAGAUAUUGGCCAGAAAAGCUAUAAUAAAUUCUUAAAUUAUAAUUUGGUCACCGUACAUUUGUUCUAGCUACACCAUACAUUUGUAUAGCUAUCUAUAUCAACAGAUAGCUAUAGCCAGAAAAAGAUAGUCACAUUUUGUUAAAAAGUUGAAUUAUGACUGGAGUGAAUUGUGCAUUCCCUUGUCUUUUACUUUUUUUCUGUGACAUUUACGUCUCACGUAAUUUGCAUUGCAUUGGUGGGUUAUUCUAGUACUGUAUUUGGCUUCUUCAUUAAUAGGAUAUUUCAUAUACUAUAAUUGUAAAUAUUUUGAUACAAAUGUUUAUAACUCUAGGGAUAUAAAAACAAAUUCUGAUUCCCUACACUGUGUGAUUGUUUUCUUUUUUAAAAGAAAUAUGAAAUAAUA